ACGAUUAGGAUUUCUGAAACAAACACACAGAACCAUCACACAUAUAUAUUUGUGCAUAUAUACAUAUAUAUUUAUAUAUAAUGGCUACUUUACUGAAGGAAGUUGGCGAUGAGAAAGAACAGAAGGAAAUUGAUGAUGUGAAAGAACAGAAGGAAGUUGAUGAUGAGAAAGAACAGAGGGAAAGUGAGACACGAGGAGUAAUAACUUCUAUCAGCAAGCAGGAUUUUGAAAUUCCAAUGCCUACAGCUGAAAUUCCUUACACUCGCUCUAUCAGUAGCUUGACCAUUCCUCCUUUCUUCACCAAUUACCCUGAUCUCUGGUUUGUCCAGGUAGAGGCACUGUUCCUGAUAAACGGUAUUACAUGUGAGGCUACUCGCUUUGCAUAUAUUGUUUCUUCACUCCCAUAUAAUGUAAUUCAGAAAGUACGUGAUCUUCUUGUUGCACCUCCGAAUUCUGUGAGUUACGCUACAUUAAAGGAGGAGCUAAUUAAACGCACCUCUAUUUCUCAGGAGGAGCGCUUUAACCAGCUUCUUUUUGGGGAGAAACUUGAAGACCAAAAACCUUCCCAGCUUCUCCAUCAUAUGCGGUACCUACUAGCUGACAACACCAUGAGCAAAGAAUUUUUUAAAGAGCUUUUUUUUGCAAAACUUCCUGCCAAAACUAAAAUGAUAUUAGUAGUUUUUAAAAAUCAACAGUCUGUUGAGAAACUCGCUGAAGUAGCUGAUCGCAUUGAAGAAAUCACUUCCUCAGCGUCAACUGUGACUAAAGUGGCAACCAAGUUACCUGCCACAAGCUGUCUUUCACCAUAUAACUCAAAGCCUGAAAAAGAGGAUUUGCAAAAGGAAGCACUUCCAAUACAAAUCCAACCAUUGGAGAUAGACAGAGUAAAGUAUAGAAGCAGUAGUGAAUCUUCUUGUAGCUCCAGUUUGUCCAAAUCUGUUGACUGGAAAUGCUGGUAUCACAGGAAGUUUGGUAGCAAUGCUCGCCACUGCGUCCAACCUUGUUCCUUCAGCCCAAAAAACAAUACCAGGUAUUAUUGGUAAUAGAUUUACUUGGCCAGACCCCUUACAGCCUACUUAGCAUUAUAAAAGCCUUUUUUCAAAAUUAAAAAAAAAAUUUUUUUAACAGCCAGUAUGUAUUACAUAGGUGCUGUACUCUUUUGAUCUCUCUUACUCUUAUAAUUUCUAUAAAGGCAUAAACAUCUGAGAAGAGCUGUCUAACAUCCACACAUGUCAUUCAAGAAUCAAUGUUUUCACAUGGACUGAUACUCUACUAAGUAAUAAGCCCACUACCCUAGCCACUGGGUGUUGUGCUAUGCCUUCAUGAAAAAAUUUUUUAAUCCUAUGAAUAUAUGCACACACCUAAAUCAUCUUUUAAUGCUCAUUUUUUUUUAUUUGAAAUAUGAGGGUUGGCUAAAACGUUCAUAGACUGAUCAAGAUACUCUCAUGUGAUGUGAUCAAAUGAGGUUUAUUUUUAGACAUAGCACUUCUUGUGGGCCACACAUUUCUUCUAUUAGUAUUGCAGUGCUUGGAUCCCAUUCAUGAAGAAGCUUUCAUCCUGCUGUUCAAAAGAUCAUUAACAACAAAUAUGUCAUUAUCACUGUAAUACUGGUUCCUAACCAAGUGUUUUUCAUAUUAGAGAACAGAUGAAAAUCAGAUGGGACCAUAUGAGGAGAAUAGGGAGGGUGUUCAACCAGUUCAAAGCCACAGUCAUCUAUUGUAGCCAUUGAAACUAACGAUUUGUAUGCUGGAGCAUUGUAACACCACGAUGCCAAAUUUUGUCCAAGAGAAGUCGCUACAAGUUACUUUGAAGUCUUCUUUGAACAGUCAGAUGUCAGUUUUACCUGGAAAGGAACAAUGCAGCUAUUACUAAGAGUUGAAGUGGAUGUAUGCAAGAUUUCACACCUAGCAUCACUCUUUCAUAGUCAGCCUAUGAACUUUUCAGCCCACUCUUGUACUGUCAAUAAUUUUUCCUCAGUUAUUCCAUUAAGUUCC
Molecule: messenger RNA, 1994 nt
Organism: Octopus sinensis (East Asian common octopus)
Lineage: Eukaryota; Metazoa; Mollusca; Cephalopoda; Octopoda; Octopodidae
Exons: 2
Coding region: 81-1043 (320 amino acids)
Source: RefSeq, a predicted model, not a curated record